Messenger RNA from Heterobilharzia americana, 2916 nucleotides. NCBI's taxonomy places the organism in Eukaryota, Metazoa, Platyhelminthes, Trematoda, Strigeidida, Schistosomatidae. The record is from the annotation of a GenBank genome assembly.
GUGUUGGAAACUAUUCCACAGAUGAUAAAUUACCUUGAUACAUACUAUCGACUACAAUUUCGUGCACAUGCAUUGAAUAUAUUUGGAUCAGUUGAUUUCCUUGGCAAUCCUAUUGGUUUAAUUAAUGAUUUAAGUUCAGGUAUCUCUGGUCUAGUAGAAUUAGAUGUUGGUGGAUUAAUUCGACAUGUAGCACAUGGUGUUGGAGAUAGCGCAGCGAAAGUUGCUGGAAGUGUAUCACAAUUACUAAAUGCUAUGUCAUUAGAUGAUAAACAUCAACAAGAACGUGCAGUUAUACUUGGCAGUCGUGCAGAAACUUCAUCAUUACUCCAUUCAUCACAUUCUAUAUAUCCUACUAAUUGUAAUGAAAAGGAAUUAUCGUUGAAUUAUUCGUCUAAUAACAAUAAUGAUAAUGAUAAUAAUAAUAAUAAUAAUAUGGAUGAAUCUCUUGAUGAUUUUGAAUUAACUUGUCGUGAUAUCUAUUUGAAUAUGCAGCCGAAAAUGCUUAAAUCUGAUACGAUAUUAUCCCCAUCCCCUCCUCUUCCUCCUCCUCCUCAUCAUCAUCAUCAUCGUCAACAUUAUUACAUCAACAAAACGAGAAAAAAGUUCAACAGACAUUCGAUACAAAUCGGUCUGUUACAGCACCAUUGAAUGCUGGUAUUCGUGGUCUUAUGCAUGGUAUUGUUGGAGGUAUGACAUCAAUUGUCACUCAACCUUAUCGUGGUGCAAAAGAAGAUCAUUUGAAAGGUUUUGUUUAUGGUAUUGGUCGUGGAUUACUUGGAACAGUGACUAAACCAGUCGGUGGUAUCUUAGAUCUUGUUUCAGGUAUGAUGAGUUCUAUUAGUGAAGCAGCCUGUCCAUCUAAUCUACAUCGUCCACGAAGAUGUAGACCACGUCGUGCUGGAUUAUCUAAGCAUUUUUUUCAACCAUUAACUGUUUAUAAUCUAGAUGAAGCUGUAGCUCAACUUCAAAUGCAUUAUAUUUCAUUGUUCACUACAGUUAAACGUUAUUCAUUACAAAAGUAUUCUUAUGCAUCAUCUUUGAAUGUUAUUUUAAAUCCUAUAACAAAAUCAUUUGAAAUUGAUGAUGAAAUUCAAGUCAAUGAUAAUAAUAAGAAGAAGAAUGAUUAUACACCUAAUAUGAAUACAGUAUUAACCAGUAACAAAUUAUCUAGUCUUAACUUAUCAUCAUAUACUAUCAGUCGUUUAGUACAAGCUUAUAUGCUAUCAUCUGUUAUUCAUCAAUUUCAUUUCUCAUUCAAUUCAUUUGAAUCAAUUCUGUAUAUACUCCCUGUACAAUUAUGUGGUGUUAUAGCAUUAAUUACAGAUCAAGCUAUUUGGUGUAUACGUGAUAUAUCAUUAAAGAAUUGGAUUUCUUCAAGAAAUCCUAUUAACCAAAUGAAUUCCACUGAAACCAGGAUACACCAAACACAUCCAUUUUUUUUCACUGAAAAUGCUACACUUCUAUUCAUGCUUCAUUAUCAUCGAUUAGAUCAAGUUUAUUUACAAAUGCAUGGAAAUAUUAAUGCACUUGGUCCUACUUUCACUACUGCUACAACAACAAUUCCUACUGAUGUAACUCCUUCUAUUCCUGUCUAUGUUGUAUUCUCUGGUGAUUCUGGUACAAGUAAACAACAAUUACGAUGUGAUUAUUUAACAUGGGGAUUAAAUUUAACAUUCAAAAUAAGGAAAACACGACUACAUUUUGUUCAAGCUACUAUGCGUAUUAAUCGUAUUGACAUGUUAUCAUCAUCAUCAUCAUCAAUAUCACGUAUAUCUAAUGUAAAGAUAAACAAACUAAUAGUCAUUACAAUGUACCACAUUUUCAAAAUCAUCCUGUUGCAUUAGCCUACAGUCCGUCCAAUUUGUAAGUAACAAAAAUACGUAUAAAAUUCUGGUGAUAAUCUUAUGCCUAAUUAAUACAACUGCAUGAAGUAUUAGUAAGCUAAAAGUACACAAUACUAUAAAUUCAUAGCUUUUUAUCGCCUUUACAACUGCCUACAAGCUAUUACACGAAGUAGACAGCGAAAUACAGUCCACAUAUCUAUCUAACAGGAAGAUAGUUUAUCGAUAAAAAACUAAUGCAAGAAAUCGUAUAAUUUACAGAAGUUCGCAUCAAAUAAAUCAUUUCAAGGUAGCAUUCAUCACGGAUUGAUAUCAGUUGAAAACCUGGGAGCAAUAGACAACUGUUCCGUCCUAGCAUUGGACUCCUCAGGAGUAUGCAUCCACAACCACCUCUUCCCAGGGAUCGAACUCAGGAUCUUCAGGUUUCACAGCGAACGUGUUAACCAUCCAAUCAGUUACUGAAACAGAGUUCAAUGGUUCACAGCUUCCAACUCCUGUCAAUUCGUGAUAUAGCACGGCUAUCCACCCAAGUCGUUAGUUGCCAUCCAGUUCACUUCUAACCAAUUAACCUUACUGAUCACCACCUCUCAUUAAAACUUCAUCUCGAAGCAAGUCACUAAUCACCACUGGACAGUUAUUUCAGUUUGAAAGUUUCUUGAAGAUGAAUACCAACUUGAAACCAAUGAAAUCCUCGACGGCAAAUUGCCUAUGUUAUGAAGACAACCUAUGUCAUAUAAUUAAAUGCUUAAAAAUUACCUAUAGAACUUCAAACCUUUUGUAAAUCAUAUACCACACUUUGAGUAGCUAUCUCUUUACGUCAUCUUUUGUUGAAUGUAUAUGGAUCACUGCACUACUUCUUAUACUAAUCCCUUGUACUGUAUAGCCAAUCGUGUUGAAUCAUUGAAUCCUACAAAACUAGCAGUCUAGGCUACUUCCUUUGAUGAAAUUGUACUCAAGAGAAAUGUAUCAAAUAUUCUUCGACCUGAAUUUCAUCUAAGUCUGAGGUAUUCAGUCUGUAUAAUUGUUUGACUUGUUAGUAUCGAUUUGUGAUGAUAAUAAUUUUUCCAUUACCUUU